AGUUGAUCGCUAGCCUGCUGGUCGAGUGCAUUAAGAUUUACACAUUUUUUUGCAGCCCUGCAGUUGGAGCAGAAACUUAUCGACACAAUGAAGUUCGCUAUUUUGUUCGCCACAUUGAUCGCCGUUUCGGCAGCAAAUUUGGCGCCAUACGCAAUUAACCCAACCUUCUACAACGCACCUUUCGCCUACGGCUACAAUAAUGGACCCUAUGCCUACGGC
Notodromas monacha is the source of this 219-nucleotide messenger RNA. The record is from the annotation of a GenBank genome assembly. NCBI's taxonomy places the organism in Eukaryota, Metazoa, Arthropoda, Ostracoda, Podocopida, Cyprididae.